AUGUCCUUGCCAACGCGGAUUGUCCCGGUAGUCUGUGCGCUCCUAUAUCGUCUCAAACAAGCCGACGAGGAGGCGCACUCCGUUACAGCAUCAAACAGUGCCUACGAUUUGCUGGUGUCAUUGAGGCACGAGGACGCUGCCAACUUUGCCAAUCUUUGGGAAUUCCCGGGCGGCAAAGUGGAAGAAGGCGAAACACACGCACAAGCUUUGACGAGAGAGUGUCACGAAGAGCUGGAUGUUCACAUCGAGGUCACGGACAACAAGUGCGUGCACACUAUACACUUUGAGAAGUCUGAGGAGGGAGUCAGGACGCAAUACAGCGUCUUUUUCUACUGGGCACGGAUGAAGUUUGAUGGUCAGGUUGCAAAAGCUUUGGCCAGUCAGAAGGUGGUGUGGGUCCACUACGAUGAUCUCAAGACUCGGCCUUUCUGCCCUGGAGACGAAACAUUGAUCGAGGAGCUUGCAAAAGGUUCCAUAGCGCCACCCGCAUGA
Molecule: messenger RNA, 492 nt
Organism: Ceraceosorus bombacis
Lineage: Eukaryota; Fungi; Basidiomycota; Exobasidiomycetes; Ceraceosorales; Ceraceosoraceae
Source: the annotation of a GenBank genome assembly